Messenger RNA from Daldinia caldariorum, 1974 nucleotides. RefSeq lists its product as uncharacterized. The transcript is spliced from 2 exons. The coding region runs from base 193 to 1944 and encodes 583 amino acids. Gene Ontology annotation, molecular function: transcription cis-regulatory region binding; protein binding. Gene Ontology annotation, cellular component: Set1C/COMPASS complex. The record is from RefSeq and is a predicted model, not a curated record. NCBI's taxonomy places the organism in Eukaryota, Fungi, Ascomycota, Sordariomycetes, Xylariales, Hypoxylaceae.
AACUAUCGUUACUUAAACAAAACUCCACCGCAUUCUUUCAGACGCCGUUGUCGUCUUGAUCCUAGCAUUUGUAUCCCGCCGUAGUUUUCUUUCUUUUUUUUUUAAACUGAAAAAAAAAAAAAAAAAAAAAAAAGCCUAGAGCACUUAAGUCGUUUAAUUCAAUUAAUACCCCCCCCUUUGUUUUUAGUCACCAUGGCUACUGACGUGGAUCUGCCAAAAAGGCAAAUCACCCCAGUACCCGUUCCUAUUCUCCCCAUCUCCGUUCCCCAGAAACGACCUCUCGAAGAUGACUACGCGCCCCCAGUUUCCUCCCCUCUUAACCCCAACCCCAACCCCGACUUAAAACCUAAUAAGUACCAGUCGCAUGACGACGCGCCCGCCAUGACACGCGAAAAGCCUGCCAGAAAUAAAAAGGAGACGUUAAAGAAGCGAGAGUCCAAAGCCGGAGCAGGCGCCGAUAGCUCUAGAGCGACACCCGAUCCUAAGAUUAAGGAGCUCCCUCCGAACGAGUCUUCGCCUUUGCGUUAUAAGUUAGCACCUCCGAGACCUUCCGACUUCGAAACUGCCCGAGGGCCCGUCUUUACACCCCAUCACGAAGUACCCGCUCCCGACGGUUCUACUAUCCAGUUUUACGAGACCUCCGAACAUGUUUUCAACAAGAAGAGCUUCCAUUACCUGCAUUGCAUAGCCGACCCAGCUUUCCCUUCCUCAUUCUACUACCGACAGACCGAGCCCGAACCCUAUGGCGCCCAUAUCAGCUUCGAAGAUGCUGCCGCACACAUGUACAUGGACCAGUUAGGUCGACAUAUAACGACAGAUAAGGGAUUUAGGACGGCAAGAGCUAAUGUGGCCGUGCGCCAGGGACGUUGGUACUGGGAAUGUAAGAUUACGAGAGGUACUAUCAAAAGCAACGCGGAUGGAACCAUCGAGUCGCACGGCCACGUGCGUAUGGGCUUUGCGAGACGGGAAGCUUCGUUGGACGCGCCGGUCGGUUUUGACGCCUACAGCUACGGCAUCAGAGAUGUACAAGGCCAGAAGGUCCACAUGUCACGGCCUAAAGACUUCUUCCCACCCGGCGAAGAGAUUAGGGAAGGCGAUGUGAUCGGACUCGAAAUCCAGUUGCCGUCCGAGCAUCUUCACAGAAAGGUCGUGCAGGGCCAAUACAAUCCAGCCGUAGACUUGCUCGACGAGGAGGACCCGAUAAUGGAGGCUGCCAACAUCGUGCGAGACCGAAUACCGAUCCGUUUCAAGCAACACAUUUACCUGGAAAAGAUCGACUACCACACGACCAAAGAACUCGAGGACUUGAUGAAUCCGUCGCCUGCAGGGCCCUCAGGCACCAUUGGCAGUAGACCACCCGACAAGCCUAACUCCAACCACCCGGUCCCGGCCCUACGCACGCUGCCUAAAUCCUGCAUCCGCAUAUACAAGAAUGGCGUGCUCAUGGGUACCCCCUUCACCGACCUUCUCGCUUUCCUACCACCGGCUUCCAAACCACAAGCUCAGGUCGGUGCCCGUGAAGGCAUGGAUGACGGCAUGGCUGGAUACUACCCCGCGAUCAGCGUGUUCCGGGGCGGUGCAGCCGAAGUCAACUUCGGCCCGGAGUUCUGGUACCCUCCCCCGGGGUAUCAAGGCUCGGACUCGGACGGAGACGACGGAGACGGAGACGUGGACAUGGUGGACGCGGAUACCGUGACGGUAGCGAUUCCGCCGGCGUCGUCGCCAUCGAAGGGGUCCCUGGACAAGCUCCGGCCCGUGGCGGAGCGCUACGACGAGCAGAUCGUCGAGGACGUGGUCGCGGACAUCGUGGACGAGGUGGACUUCUGGAUGCGGGACGGCGCGCGCGUGAUCGACCGGACGGGCGGCCGCGACGCUAAGGCCGAGACGACCGCCGGCAUAGCCCCCGGCAGAGAGGAGAUCAAGGAGCUCGUCCAGGACGACUAGCAUGCGCUGCGGCGCGGCUCUAAGGUUCCU